This is a messenger RNA of Boeremia exigua, 1081 nucleotides long. RefSeq lists its product as uncharacterized. The transcript has a single exon. Bases 394 to 1047 code for a protein of 217 amino acids. Lineage: Eukaryota; Fungi; Ascomycota; Dothideomycetes; Pleosporales; Didymellaceae. The record is from RefSeq and is a predicted model, not a curated record.
GUCCCGUCUACUCAAAAUCCCAUAAUCCCAUAAUCCAUCCUAUCGACACAAAACCCCAUAACCCCACAAGCCAUCACAUCACAUUCACCCCUACAGCAUCCAAACCCCCGACAACAAAAACCCCGCAUAAACCCAGCACCCCAAAACACCAAAACAACCCCUCCAACUCAAGACAUGAAGUCAAAAUACACUCUCCCACCCCAGCACAAACACCGGCACCCUAGCCCACAACACCGGUACCCUAGUCCCGCGCGCGCACCGGCGCUCCAGAUGGCGUUCUAGACCCCCCGCCGCCCCGGCACAUACAGUACACACCCUUGUCUUAGCCUUCCCGAUGCGGCGGCGUGGGGGCGAGGACGGGAUGGGCUGCGGGGUGGAUUCUGUGCUCUAGUCAUGGGGGAAGUGUUGGGUUUUGUUGUUGCGGUGCUGAUCUCGUGUGGGUGUGGGUGUUGGUGCUGGUGGGUGCGCUUCACCAUCCCCACCCGCUGUGCUGCGCUGAGGCAGAGUCAGAGUUGGUAUCGGGAGGAGGGGCUUGCUGCGCUUGGUCUGCAGCGACUUCGUCGGCGGGUGCCUCGUAGGGCACGUAAGGCUCGUUGGACUCGUCGGGGCUGGCGACGGUGGGUGUGUCUGCUUCUGCGGCUGGGUCUGCGUGUGCGAGUGCUUCUGCGUUUUCUGCGGUGCCUGCUUCGCCUUCUGCGGGUGCAUCUGCAUCUGCUACUGCUUGUGUGGGUGCGUCUGCGUCCACGCCCACUGCUGCGUCCGCGUCCGCGGCCUCAAGCAACUCCCCAGGCCGAUACAACUCCUGCACAAUCUCCACCGGCUCGCCCACCGCCUGCACAGCAGCACUCGGCACGACUUCCACCACGGCAGCACCCGCGUCCCACUCGCCCCCGCCAAAGUCUCCAGCCUCGUCGUCCCACUCCACUGCCUGUGUCUCUGCAUCCGGCCCAUCAAUCCCCACCAACUCGCCCUCCUCAUCUCUCAGCCCGCCGGCCUCCGCCUCACCCUCCUCAUCUGAAUCCUCCAGACCCACCUCCAGCCCCUUAAAAGCCCCAACCGUACUCCCACUCCCACUCCCCUC